AGCAAGGGGUGGGUCAGCCACCAGACCCGGUCAAUUGUUAUUUACAGUUUCUUGGCUUUUAAAAGAAGUGCUUCCCCAGCUUUGGUCGUGAUUCCAGACCUGCAGCGCCAUGACCACUCUUGUGCCACUGCUGUCUCUGCUCCUCCUGGGGGCCCUGGCCCAGCAUGGGUCCGAGUGGACCUACUCAGUGGGGCCCCUGGACGAAGCACACUGGCAGAGGGAGUACCCUGCCUGCGGGGGGAAGAAACAGUCGCCCAUCGACCUGCAGAGGAACCAUGUUCGGUACAAUCCCUCCCUGAAGGCUCUGAAACUGACAGGCUACGAGGACCAGGCGGGCGAGUUCCUCAUGACCAACAACGGCCACACAGUGCAGAUCAGCCUGCCCCCUACUGUGCGUUUAACAGCCACCGAUGGCACUGAGUACAUAGCCCAGCAGAUGCACUUCCACUGGGGCGGUGCAUCCUCAGACAUCAGCGGCUCUGAGCACACCGUCGACGGGAUUAGAUACGUGACUGAGAUUCACGUCGUUCACUACAACUCUAAAUACGAGAGCUACGACAUAGCCAAGGGUGCACCGGAUGGCCUGGCUGUCCUGGCAGCCCUCGUGGAGGUCAAGGAUGAUGCUGAAAACACUUACUACAGCAGCUUCAUCUCUCGCUUGAACAACAUCAAGUACCCAGGGCAAAGCACAUUUCUGAGAGGCCUUGACAUCCAGGACAUGCUGCCCGAGGACCUCUACCACUACUACAGCUACGAGGGGUCCCUCACCACUCCUCCCUGCACCGAGAAUGUGCACUGGUUCAUGCUGGCAGAUUUCGUCAAGCUCUCCAAGGCACAGAUUUGGAAGCUAGAGAAUUCCUUACUGAAUCACCAGAACAAGACCCUCCACAAUGUCUACCGCAGGACCCAGCCCCUGAACAACAGGGUGGUGGAAGCCAACUUCAUGUAUUUCCCUCAUCAGCGCUCUGAGUUCCAGUUUUACCUAAGCAAGAUGGAUCAUAAACUCAAGAACUUAAGAUUUACGGGACAGAAGAAAUUGGGAGGAAAAGCCAAGAGCAGGAAGGCUGCACCCUGAGUCGUAGGGGAAGAGGUGGCCUCCCAGCCCACGCCCUGCCUGCCUCCAAGGAACCCUGUGUGUGGGAACCCCCACCGGGGCGCCUGUUGAAUUUCUGACUGAAUAAGGGGAAAGCACCAUCCAUGAGAGGAAGUGAGGUAGUAACUGGAUGAGAGGGGACUUGAGUUAAGAUGGCACCAGGGGACAGUGACUGGAAAAUAGAGGCACAGGGAACGGAGCCCUAACUACCCUCAAAUCACGCCCGUGGAUCUAAAUCACAAACCCGCCCCAGCUGUCCUGUAGCAUGUAAUGCAAUAAAAUAACUUGGGAAAUGUGUCAUUUA
Manis javanica (Malayan pangolin) is the source of this 1397-nucleotide messenger RNA. The record is from RefSeq and is a predicted model, not a curated record. NCBI's taxonomy places the organism in Eukaryota, Metazoa, Chordata, Mammalia, Pholidota, Manidae.